Adelges cooleyi (spruce gall adelgid) is the source of this 3993-nucleotide messenger RNA. RefSeq lists its product as uncharacterized. The transcript has 9 exons. The record is from RefSeq and is a predicted model, not a curated record. NCBI's taxonomy places the organism in Eukaryota, Metazoa, Arthropoda, Insecta, Hemiptera, Adelgidae. Bases 888 to 3284 code for a protein of 798 amino acids.
GUCGCAACUCGCGUCUCGCAGGACGGCCGACGGACACCACUACCGUACUAACGCGACACUGUGAAUACAGUCGGAUUUUUUUUUUACCCACACUAUUUUAAUGAAAAUAAAAAAACACACACAUAUAUAUAUAAAUAAAUAUACACACGCAUAUAUAUACAUAUAUUAUAAAUAUAACGUUUUCUCAGUCGCUCCGCCUGUGUGUAUGCGUAUUGUAUUAUAAACUCCGAGUCCACCGGAAACACACGGACGACCACUGCGGUUGUACUCAUCGCUCAGUAGGUCUUCUCGUUACGACGAAUUCGCCAUAAACAGGCGCGAGCGUUUGUCGUCGUCGUCGUCGUCACCGCUGCCGCCUCCGCCGUUCGACCAGCAACCAGCCACAUCCCGUAUCGUCGGGGCACCGAUACGUUUCUCGCCGGUACGGAAAAAAAUAUAAUGGCACAUCGUUUAACCGACACCGCCGUCCGCGAAAAUCCGUAGUCACGCCGUAUCUGCACCGCCUCCCCGAUUUAGUAGUAGGUGGUCGUUAGUAAAUUCCUAUACUUUUAGUGUGUGUACUUUAAUAGUUAAAGAAAAAAAAAAUCUACAAUUUAUAGCUGGUGUUUGGGCAUAAAUCGAUUUUUAGUUAAAUUUUGCCGUUAUCACUAUACACACAACAAUACUUCAACGGCGGCCGCGGGUCGUGACUUUCGGACACCGACGACGACCUGUGACAUUAAAAUGACCGGUUCGUUUCCCGCCGCCUGGUUCCUGUCUAAAAUCGCCACCACCGUCGCCGUCAAGUCGUUGCCCGUGGGAACAACAUACAAUUUUAUCGCGUAGAAAAAAAAAAAUUAAAAUAUCUCUCGGUGUUCUUCCCCCGGGACUCCAGAGCCGUCGCCGUAAUGGCAUCAUUGUCGCAGCCCAAAUUUGAGCCAAAGGCGCCCGACAAAAGCUCGUCGGCCUCGUGCGGCGGUGACGACGACGGCACGACCAUCGCCAAUAAAACGGCGGCCGUCGCCGCCGACAAGAAUUUUCAGGAUUCCGCUGCCGACUGUUCGAACAAUAACAAGUCAAAAUCUCUAUCACUGGAUUUAUCAAAUUUGAACACUGCUAGUUUCAAGUCUUUGCUUGAAGAAGUAGUCGCUUAUGAUACAGCAAAGCAGACCAAAAGUGAACUGUACAAUUCUAUGUUACAGAAUUUGUUGGAGGAUGUAACUCAAAAUGGUGAAGAUGAUGUUAAGCGACCGUUGCAUAACCAACGUUUAGUUGAUAGUCAGACUGAUUUGGAUAAAUUGAUAUCUAAAGAACAACACGUUAAGGAAAACUCUUCUCUUGAAGCUUUUGACCUAGCACCCGAUUUUAAGAAGCGACUAUCUAGUGCUACUACUAAAGUAAGUGCUCGUCAACUAGAAGGUGGCUCAUUGCCAAGUCAUGUUAACCAUGCACAAGCACUGUCAUUAUUAUUAAACAAAAAAAAUACUCAAAACCAACGCAAAAAGAUUGCGGAAUCAUCAAAAAUGGCUAAAAGUGUAGAUCUUGGAAAAGUUGUUGAUCUUGGAGAUCCAGGAUAUGAACAAAUUGAUAGAAAAGAUAUGUCAAAUUAUACUAGUCAUGCAAGCUUGGAAAUAUGUUCGGCUAAAGAAGAGACUAAGGUUGAUGAACGUUUUACAACGCCAUUGUUAUGCAAGCAAUCAAGUCAAAAUUAUGAUGACCAUGAUGCAUAUAUGGAAAUUGAUGCUUCGCCAUAUUCUAAAGAUUCCAAAGAAGGAGUAACUAAAGUAUUGCCACGGACAUCAGGUGAGGGCGAUCAAGAUGGAAAAAACUGUUUACAUCAGCCAACUACAGUGGUAACGGAUUUUAAUAAAGACACGCAAGUGAUAGACCAUCGUUUGUUACAUCUAUUUGGCAGCCAAAAUAAUUGCUAUCAAAAUCCGUAUAACGGAUAUACGUCACCAAUGAGUUUCCAUUUCUUAACACCGAAUGACAACUUGGGCUUACAGACUGCGUAUAAUAACAACAGGAGAAGUAAUUUAGAAGAUACUAGUAGUACAGUUCAUAAACGAAAUAAGCAAAAAAAAGAACUAAAGAAGAAAGACGAAGUAGUCCUCUCAGAAGAUAUACAAGGAUAUCGAGGUGAUAAGAAUAUUGACGAGAUUUUGAAGUUCAUAGGAGAUUUAAAUGAUGAUAGUAAAAAGUGUAAAGGUAGUAAAACCAAAAAUAAGAGUCGAAACGGUAAAGGCUCAGAUGACGACUGUGGAAGACCAAAAAAUCGUAAAAUGAAAAUGACCAAGUAUAAUAGUGUUGAAGAAGUGUCCACUACAGUUUUUCAACACAUGGAUAGUUCAGAUGAUGAAUCAAAAUCAAUGAAAAGUAUUAAAAAGUCAAAGAAAAAAGCAUCUAAACAGAAUCAGACUACAAAAAAGUUUGCAUCCACUGAACAGAGACUUGAUGUAUUGUCAUCCGAGUCGCAAGAUACAGAUUCUGCAGACUUUCUAUUGGUCACUAAUAAACAAAGGAGGAAAAAACAAAAGUCUCAAAAUAAGUUAAAUACAACGUCCAAUAAUUUCCCUCCUCAUGACUCCUAUUUAUUAUCUCAGUACAUACAACCUAAAAAUGUAAAAAAUAAAAAACGAAGGAAGUCUACAUCUUCAAUGCCGCAUUCAGAUAAAUCUGAAGAUAAUUCCGAUCUCGACUCUGUACACUCUUUGCCUGCUUCAUCCACACCUUCCAAACAACAAUCAUUUAAAGAAGCCCAAAAAACUGAUUUGACUAAACCAGCCUGUGUAGUUACCACUUCUGAAGAGUCAAUACCAACAGUUACCGUCACAUUACCGCAUCGAAAUGUCGACGUCCCGUCGAAUAGUGUCAGUUGCACUAAAGAAUGCAUUAAUGGGGAUGUGCAUGUUACAUAUAUUGUGCAUGAAUCCCAUAAAGCGGACCCGGAGACCGUUAAAAAGACUGCCGUUAUAAACAAAGUUCCUGCAGCGAUACCCCCUCAAAGCGCUUCAUUGACUGUGCGCUUACCUUCAAAGAAGAAACAAAGUCCAAUAAUGUACAAUAAAUAUGAGGUGGAUACGAGCUUAUCUUUUGGAUUUGAAAUUGACCAGAAUUUACUGUGUGAUAGUGGUAACGAUUAUCAACCACCAGCCCCAAUUCCUAUGCCUAUUGAGUACAACUACAAAGAAGUGAUAUUGUUCAUCAAGAAAGCUUGGCAAGAUGUCGAGAAUGAGAAAAGCAAUGGUAGAUCAAAUAUUUUAGAAUACAAAUGUGAUACAAAUGAUGUUCAUGGGGACGUCUGAAAGGUCUGCCAAAUACUGAAUUGAAUAAACAUAAUUAGUUUUCGACAACUAAUUAUAUUUUCUAAUAUGGAAUUUUUUUCAUUCCAAAGAAAAAAAUCUACUGAAUUUGUUAAUAUUCUUCGAGAAAUUUUUAUAUAUCAUAGUAAUUAUUUAUGUACGUAAUUUGUAUAUAAUAUUAAGAAACAGUGUUAAAAUUACUUUUUCUUCUUUAAAAAAAAAAAAAAAUAAUAAUAAUAAUUCAAUUUAGUGGCUAUGUCACAAAUCUUUCUUUUCUCAGUAAAUAUUGUGUAUAUGAUUGUUAAUUUUAAAAAAAGGUCAUUACAUUUUUUCUUUUGUUAAGUUUGUACGUUCAAGUUUGUUUGGCUUAUUUAAAAAUGAUAAUAUUAUAUAAUUUUGGGGGCAACUAAAAAAACCUGAGGUCACAAAAUUACAUUUUGUGAGUUAUUCAAUUUGUUGGUGGUUAACAAGUCAAUAUUAACAUAUUUUUCAUCAUGUACUUACAAUAAUAAAUUAUUUGUUUCAAAACUCGAAUUUGUUAUAAUCAAUUUUGGGCUAUGUUAUUUUAUUAAAUUAUUUUUACUGCGUACCUUGAGUUCGCGAUUACCUUGUAAUUCACAAUAAAUACAUUAUACACAAUGUAUUAGGUUUUGUUCCAGUUUUAUUUAAUAUGUGUAAUUUGUCUAAAAUAAACCGAUUUGAUAAACAUAUA